AUGAAUUUAGAAUUAAAUGAGUUCCUUUUUUACCUAAAAUUCACUUUUUUAUUUUUUUUUACGAGGUAUGCAGCCAGAGAAAGUGAUGUUAGCAAUGGUAAUAAUGGAGUAGUUUCUAAGGCAAAUUGUGAAUGGAAGGAAAUUGGCCAGGAUCUAUUCAUUUUUCCAUCACAUAACGUCGAAAGUCGUACAAAAAUCGCUGGUUUCGAUGUUGAUGGAACUAUUAUAACUACUCGCUCUGGUAAGAUAUUUCCAACAGAUGAGAAUGACUGGCGGUUAAAUUAUCCAGUGGUCGUUGAGAAAUUGAAACUUUUAUAUGAUAAUGGUUAUAAGAUAAUUUUUUUCACAAACCAGAAAGGAAUUCAAACAGGACAGCAAUGUCCAGAAGCAUUCAAGAGAAAAAUUGAAUCAAUUUGCUGUAAAUUUCCAUUCGCUAUUCAGGUUUUUGUUUCCUUGGGCUCGUUAAAAUAUCGUAAACCAUAUACUGGUAUGUGGGAAUAUCUCGAGCAUUUCGAGAAUGGUAAUGUAAAUGUUGAUCGAUCAUUAUCUCUGUUUGUUGGCGAUGCAGCAGGUCGUAUCGUUACUAAGGUUCGAAAGAAAAAAGAUCAUUCCGCGGCAGAUCGACUUUUUGCUUUAAAUGUGGGAAUAACUUUCAAAACACCUGAACAGUUCUUUCUGGAGCAGAAUGUUGAAGAACCAUAUAUACUUCCUGUUUUCAAUCCUAUUUCAUUUCUUGCAGUCAGUCGCACUAUUUUUGAACCAGCAGAUACUCUUGUGCCAAGUCUUAAUCAGGAAAUCAUUAUACUUGUUGGGGUUCCUGGCUGUGGAAAAAGUCAUUUUGCCAGAAAUAUGUCUGAAAAAUUUGGUUACGCUGUUGUGAAUCGAGAUUCUUUAAAGACUUGGCAAAAAUGUGUGGAUACUACAAAGAUUUUAUUACGCACAGGCAAAAGUGUCAUAAUUGACAACACUAAUGCAGAUGUUGAAUCCAGAAAACGAUUUUGCGAUUUGGCUAUGUUAUACAAGAUUGACUGUCGUUGUUUUGUUUUUAACUGCGACAUUAAUCAAGCCCGUCACAAUUGUAAAUAUCGAAUUAUUACUGGAACUGAUAAAUUGCAUGAGGAGAUUGGAAUCAUGGUUUUGCGCAUAUUUUACUCCAAAUAUAAGGAACCAGUGUAUGAUGAAGGCUUUUCCUUGAUUGUUCAUGUGAAUUUUGUGCCGGAGUUUGAAAGUGCUGAACAUGAAAAAAUAUAUCGAAUGUAUUUAUGUGAUAGCUAA
This is a messenger RNA of Dracunculus medinensis (Guinea worm), 1275 nucleotides long. NCBI's taxonomy places the organism in Eukaryota, Metazoa, Nematoda, Chromadorea, Rhabditida, Dracunculidae. The record is from the annotation of a GenBank genome assembly.